AUGAAGACUGCUGUGAUUUCUCUUGUUUCCGCUUUCUUGGCAGGCAAUGCUGCUGCCCAUUCUACUUUCCAGCAAUUUUGGGUUAACGGAGUCGACCAAGGUACUAGCUGUGCUAGACUGCCACUCAACAACAACCCCAUCAGAGGCGUUACUGGUGCAGAUAUUCGAUGUAAUGCAGGAACUAGCCCAGUUCCCGGAAAGUGCACUGUUAAUGCUGGCGGCACAGUCAUCGUUGAAAUGCAUGCGCAAUUCAAUGAUCGAAACUGUGCCAACGAGGCCAUCGGCGGUCAGCACUAUGGCCCAGUCAUCGUUUACAUUACUAAAGUAGAUGACUCUUCCAGAGAUUCUGGAGAUGGCCUGUGGUACAAGGUUUAUGAGAACGGCUGGUCCGCCGUUCCAGGAACUUCGAGGUCAGAUGACGACAACUGGGGUGUAAAGGACAUGAACAGAUGCUGCGGAAAGGUUGGCGUGAAGAUUCCUUCCGGCAUUCCAUCCGGAGAUUAUCUUGUCCGCGCCGAAGUUAUCGCUCUCCACUCAGCCCCAUCGGAACCCCAGCCAUACGUUACCUGCUACCAAAUCACCGUGACUGGAGGUUCGGGAUCGCUACCAUCCUCUGGUGGCGUUAGAUUCCCAGGCGCUUACAGCGCUAGCGACCCAGGAAUCGGUGUCAACAUCCAUGGCCACUUGACUCAAUAUACUAUUCCUGGCCCCCCUGUUAUGGCCGGUGGCAGUUCCGACACAGCCGGAAGCAUGCAAUGCCCUGCCACUGGAGGAACAGGAAACCCAACCACUUUGCGCACAACCACUACCGCCGCGCGCACAACUACAACCACUACCGCCGGCGCUACUACCGCUCGCACAACUGCGGUGACAACAUCCGGCGGCGUAAACUGCCCGGCAGGUGGCUGCAGUGGUCCCACUUGCUCCCAAUGGGGACAGUGCGGCGGAGUCGGCUGGACAGGAUGCACCAACUGCGGCAAUUUCCGCUGCGUCAAGCUCAACGACUAUUACUCUCAGUGUCAGUAA
Molecule: messenger RNA, 1026 nt
Organism: Orbilia oligospora ATCC 24927
Lineage: Eukaryota; Fungi; Ascomycota; Orbiliomycetes; Orbiliales; Orbiliaceae
Exons: 4
Coding region: 1-1026 (341 amino acids)
Biological process (GO): carbohydrate metabolic process
Cellular component (GO): extracellular region
Molecular function (GO): cellulose binding
Source: RefSeq, a predicted model, not a curated record